Linum trigynum is the source of this 1402-nucleotide messenger RNA. The record is from the annotation of a GenBank genome assembly. NCBI's taxonomy places the organism in Eukaryota, Viridiplantae, Streptophyta, Magnoliopsida, Malpighiales, Linaceae.
ACCGAGCACAAAGCUACGUUCGUUAGAAGUUUCAGUGUUACGUUGGGCAUUCACCGUGACCGUCAACCGCGGUGAUGCAUUAAUCUCUUUCGUCUGUCGCAGUGAAUGACGGCCACAACAUGUGUAUUUUGGGAAUUUUUCAUACAAAAUGUAUAUUUUGGAUAUUUGUUUUAAAAACAUAUGUAUUUUGGGCUUUUUUCGGAAAGAAGAAAGAGAAUGAGGCUGAGAAAGAACAAGCCUUCUACAUCGAUGUCGAAAUUCCUUUCCUUUCUUAGGUAUUGUAAUGUACGAGCCAUCAAAAUUUGUUUCAAUUAACCAAUUAUCGAGUGCAGAACCUAUACCUAACAGUGAACGAGGCACCGAGGGCGACGAUGGAUGAAUGGCAGAAGGCAGUUAUGAGAGAAGCGUUUGGCGGUUCAUCGGCAAGUGAAGAAGAGGAAGAAGCAAUAACAGAGGACGAAGCGAGAGGUGGAAGCGGCGAUAGAUCGAAGCGCCUGGCUCCAAUCUGGGAGCCAGUCGUCGAAAUCAGAGGGCUAUGGCUGUGCAGAGACUUCCUGUCUCCCCAGCAACAGUCGCGCCUCCUUUCCGCCCUCCUCCGCGAAGGAUGGCUCGGUGAAGGUUCUAACAAUCAGGCUAUGAGGUUUGGGAAUCUUCCAUGCUGGGCAACUGAGCUUUGUAAUUCUGUACGCGACGCGGUGGUUCUGGCGGAAGAGGCGGCUGCAGGAGGUAGGCUGCUGCCGCCAGACAUUCUGUGGAGACAGCCACUGUUUGAUCAGUUCAUUGCAAAUGUGUACCAGCCAGUUGAGGGAAUCUGUGCACAUGUUGAUCUGAUGCGUUUUGAAGACGGAAUUGCUAUCGUCUCUCUGGAAUCGUCGUGUGUGAUGCAUUUCAGCAAUGUAGAACACGAAGAGGGUAGGGAGGACGCGGAGGAAGAGGAUGAAGAGAGGGGGAAGGUUGGAAAGGUUCCUGUCUACUUGCCUCCAGGAUCUCUGGUUCUGUUAUCUGGAGAUGCACGCUACAGUUGGAAGCAUGAGAUCAAUCGGGAACCAGGCUCUCAGUUCUGGGAAGGGAAGGAGUUGAAUCAGAAACAGAGAACCUCUAUAACCUUGAGAAAGUUGUGUCCUGUAGACUAGCAUGCAAGAUUGUGACCUGUGAAUUUUAAGAAGUUUAGUAAGUUUACAAAGUCACUGUGAAACUCUGCAGGGUUGUUACCUGUUAUUAACUUAUACUAUUUGUAGGUUAUUAAACUCUAGUUAUGACUUCAUUGGGUGUGUGUUCUUACAUGCUGAUAUGAAUAACGUGGAGAAGAAAUUUAAUGGUGAUGAUGAACGAAUCCACUGUUUUCGCAAGUUAAUCCGAAUUUCACAAGCUAAAUCGGUGAAAAUGAAAGAUCAGCCAUCGA